Messenger RNA from Anolis carolinensis (green anole), 1629 nucleotides. RefSeq names its product splicing factor 3A subunit 2-like. NCBI's taxonomy places the organism in Eukaryota, Metazoa, Chordata, Lepidosauria, Squamata, Anolidae. The record is from RefSeq and is a predicted model, not a curated record. The transcript has a single exon. The annotation marks the transcript as partial.
CCAUCCAUCCACCUACCUAUCCAUCCAUCUAUCCAUCCAUCCAUCCAUCCAUCUACCUACCCAUCCAUCUGUCCACCCAUCCAUCUACCUAUCCAUCCAUCCAUCCACCCAUCCAUCUACCUAUCCAUCCAUCCACCCAUCCAUCCAUCCAUCCAUCUACCCAUCCAUCCAUCCAUCCAUCCAUCCAUCCAUCCAUCCAUCUACCCAUCUACCCAUCCAUCCAUCCAUCCAUCUACCCAUCCAUCCAUCCAUCCAUCCAUCCACCCAUCUAUCCAUCCAUCCAUCCAUCCAUCCACCCAUCCAUCUACCCAUCUACCCAUCCAUCCAUCCAUCUACCCAUCCAUCCAUCCAUCCAUCCAUCCAUCUACCCAUCCAUCCAUCCAUCCAUCCAUCCAUCUGUCCACCCAUCCAUCUACCUAUCCAUCCAUCCAUCCAUCCAUCCAUCUACCCAUCCAUCCAUCCAUCUACCCAUCCAUCCAUCCAUCUACCUAUCCAUCCAUCCAUCUGUCUACCUAUCCAUCCAUCCAUCCACCUAUCCAUCCAUCUGUCCACCCAUCCAUCUACCUAUCCAUCCAUCCAUCCAUCCAUCUACCCAUCCAUCCAUCCAUCCAUCUACCCAUCCAUCCAUCCAUCCAUCUACCCAUCUACCCAUCCAUCCAUCCACCCAUCCAUCCAUCCAUCUACCCAUCCAUCCAUCCAUCCAUCUACCUAUCCAUCCAUCCAUCUGUCUACCUAUCCAUCCAUCCAUCCAUCCAUCCAUCCAUCCAUCCAUCCACCUAUUCAUCCAUCUGUCCACCCAUCCAUCUACCUAUCCAUCCAUCCUUCCAUCCAUCCAUCUGUCUACCUAUUUAUCCAUCUAUCCACCCAUCCAUCUACCUAUCCAUCCAUCUGUCCACCCAUCCAUCUAUCUAUCCAUCCAUCUAUCCAUCCAUCCAUCCAUCCAGCUACCUAUCCAUCCAUCCAUCCAUCCAGCCAGCCAGCUACCUAUCCAUCCAUCUGUCCACCCAUCCAUCUACCCACCCAUCCAUCCAUCCAUCUAUCCAUCCAUCUCCUAUCAAUCCAUCUGUCCAUCCAUCCAUCCAUCCAUCUACCCAUCCAUCCAUCUAUCCAUCCGUCUACCUAUCCAUCCAUCUGUCCACCCAUCCAUCUACCCAUCCAUCCAUCCAUCCAUCUAUCCACCCAUCCAUCUACCCAUCCAUCCAUCCAUCCAUCUAUCCACCCAUCCAUCUACCCAUCCAUCCAUCCAUCCAUCUAUCCAUCCAUCCAUCCAUCUACCCAUCCAUCCAUCUACCUAUCCAUCCAUCUGUCCACCCAUCUGUCCACCCAUCCAUCUACCCAUCCAUCCAUCCAUCCAUCUACCUAUCCAUCCAUCUGUCCACCCAUCCAUCUAUGCAUCUGUCUAUCGACCUACCUCUCCAUACAUCCAUCUAAUUAUCCAUCUACCUGUCCAUCCAUCCAUCUGUCCAUCCACCUAUCUGUCCGUCCAUCUGUCUAUCUACUUACGUACCUACCUACCUACCUACCUCCCCAUCCACAUUGAGGAGAGCCCAGCGGCCUCUUUUAUCCCUCUGCUUUUCUCCCGCGUUCUGCUCCAUGAUAUUAAUGGAUGGAUGGCUGCAAUAUCCCCGG